AUGUCCUCGAUACGCCCUCCCCGUCAAAAAGAAAUCCCCACCAAAUCCCUCCCCACCAAAAUUCACCCCAAAUCCCUCCCCGAAAUCCCCAAAAAAAUCCCCACUAAAUCCCCCAAAAUCCCCACUAAAUCCCUCCCCACCAAAAUUCACCCCAAAUCCCCUCCCUCAAAAAAAAUCCCCACUAAAUCCCCCAAAAUCCCCACUAAAUCCCUCCCCAACAAAUUCACCCGCAAAAUCCCUCCCCACCAAAUCCCUCCUUCAAAAAAAUCCCACCUAAAUCCCCCAAAAUCCCCACUAAAUUCCUCCCCCCCCAAAAAAAUGCCCACCAAAUCCCAACCUCAAAACAUCACCUCCCCACAAAAUCCCUCCGCAAAAAAAUAUCCCCACCAAAUCCCUCCCCCAAAUCCCUCCCCUCAAAAAAUCCCCACUAAAUCCCCCCCAAUCCCACUAAAUUCCCCAAAUCCCUCCCCCAAAAUCCCUCCCACAAAAAAUCCCUCCUCAAAAAAAUCCCCACCAAAUCCCCCCAAAUCCUCACCAAAUCCCCCCAAAAUUCCUCUCCCCAAAAAAUCAACAAAUCCCCACCAUAUCCCCUGA
Messenger RNA from Acanthosepion pharaonis, 594 nucleotides. The record is from the annotation of a GenBank genome assembly. Lineage: Eukaryota; Metazoa; Mollusca; Cephalopoda; Sepiida; Sepiidae.